This is a messenger RNA of Papaver somniferum (opium poppy), 639 nucleotides long. RefSeq lists its product as uncharacterized. Lineage: Eukaryota; Viridiplantae; Streptophyta; Magnoliopsida; Ranunculales; Papaveraceae. Bases 1 to 639 code for a protein of 212 amino acids. The transcript has 3 exons. The record is from RefSeq and is a predicted model, not a curated record.
AUGGCUAGGGAGAAAAGGAUUGAAACCUAUGAUUUAUUGAGGUGCAAAGCUAGAGUUUACUGUAACGUGCCUUUGGAGCGAAACGAUAUGCAGAUUGGGUUGACGAUGUUCAUGAGAACCGGAACAAGAUCGUUUAAGAAACAGUCUGUGGUUACUCAGAUAUUUGAAAGAGAAUGUGUGAAAGCUGGAGUAUUUGCAAUUUUCGAUAGUCUGACUCGUCAUGAGGUAACAAAUAUGUUCCUCAUGGACAAGAAUAGCAGCGUACUGGAAUUCUUCCCCAAAGGAUGGCUCAAAAUAGCUGGUGUAGGACAAUUUGUUUAUCACUGGUUAGCAAGUUGGUCAGCAAUGAAACAUCAAGGUGCAUGGAGAGAUCCUUUUCCAGAUGUUGAUCUGCGAAAAUGCGAAUUCCCAGAAGAUGAUCGUCGUUGUAUGACUAUUUACAAGGAUGGAAAGAUUGGUGAAAACGAGACAUAUUUCACCGAAUGGGUUAGAAAUGUACUUGCUGAAGUGAAGAUAAACAAACAAGAACAAUCCCGAAACAGAAUCCUAACUGGAAACAAAAUAAGCUACAACAACUUCAAGCGAGUGGAUGUGCCUGUGGUUAAAUCACAUUCAGAUUACUGUUCUAUAAAUGCAUAA